This is a messenger RNA of Centruroides sculpturatus (bark scorpion), 1723 nucleotides long. Its product is annotated as etoposide-induced protein 2.4 homolog. The record is from RefSeq and is a predicted model, not a curated record. The transcript has a single exon. Gene Ontology annotation, biological process: macroautophagy. Lineage: Eukaryota; Metazoa; Arthropoda; Arachnida; Scorpiones; Buthidae. Gene Ontology annotation, cellular component: endoplasmic reticulum. The coding region runs from base 209 to 1180 and encodes 323 amino acids.
UACAGUAAAUUAAAAAAUUCGAAUUAAAAGUUAACGAGUAUUUAACUGGUGUUUUAUCGAUAGAUAAUAAUUUUAUGAACAAUAUAGAGGGCGUGAAAAUGAUUCGGUUUAAAUAAUUGGAAUUAUAGGUGGCGUUUUGUUCGAGAGAAAAGACUCGGAGGAAGAGGUUGUGCUAAGAAGUAAGGGAUGCCCUCAUAAGUCAUAGAGAAUGGAUAAUUUAAUGAGAGUGUUUAUGGGGAUUGUAACGGGAGCCAAAGACUCUAUAUGGGGUAUAUUAUCGAUUCGAGACAUGAAUAAAGAGAAAGAAACAAAGCCCGUUAACCAAUUAGUAACAACAACAUUGUCAAGGAGGAGAAAACAAGAAUCGAAUCGAAUCCCUGAAAUCAAAAGUGAAGAGACAAAAAUUUCUAUAAGAAUAUUCCAGUGUUGUUUGCUCAAUGGUGGGAUAUUUUGGGCAAGUAUCGCAAUUUUCUCUUACUUAGUAUUACCUGGUCUUCAUAAACUUAUGAAUUUUGUGUUUAGUCACAGCCCCAGUAUGGCUGCUUUUGUGUGGAGUUGGUUGAGACCAAUUCUGUCUUGUGUGUUUGAUGCACUUUGGGUGCUACCUCUAUUCCUGCUGAGUCGCAUCAUCAAUAGCCUGUGGUUCCAAGACAUUGCCAACACUGCUUACAGGCACAUUCGCGGCCGCCCCCAGUACGUGGGAGGAUUUAGCAAGACGUGGGCUGACAAUCUGUUCAGUUUCUUGAUUCAGGUUUUAUUUCUGAUGCAGAGCUAUCUGGUGAGACUAUUACCGGUAUACAUUCUGGGCCAGGUAGCCGGAAUAGUGCAUCUGUGUAUGUUGUAUUCAUUUUAUGCCUUCGAGUAUAAGUGGAUCAACAUGGGAUGGGAACUGCAUAGGAGGUUGGCAUUUAUUGAGAUGAAUUGGCCUUACUUUAUAGGUUUUGGCCUGCCACUCGCCGUCCUGACGUCGUUGUCCUCCUCUUUCAUUACCAGCGGGAUCAUCUUUGCCAUAUUUUUCCCGCUCUUUAUCAUUAGCGGAAAUGAAGCCGUUCCCAUGACUGGAACGUGUGAAUAUAGACUUAGGUUGUUUUCUCCCGUCGUCUAUCUAUCGAAUGCCUUUUUCCACCGUACUAUUAAUUUGGACAGACAAAAACUUGCAGCGAGAAAAUUACACAGCUAGUAUGAGAACUGUUGAUUGAUGACAGCGGAAUCCAAAUGGUAAACAGAAGAAUAUUUUGAAGCUUUUAUGAAUGUUUGUUGAUAUAACGUGUGUUUACUAAAUGAUGGAACCAAUUUAUCGACUGUUUUAUAAAUUGUUAAAAAUUUGAAGAAUUAUCUAAAAUUGACAUGAUUCUAUUAAUGUACUGUACAGUAUUUUAAUUUUUAUGUCUAAGAUAUACAUAAUGUUUUCAUAGUAAUUUUAUGAAAAUAGUAUUAAAAUAUAAUGAAGUUUUAAAGCUUUUUCCAUUUUUAUUAUUUUAAUAAGAUAUUAAAUUUGAAUGGCAACUAAAUGUAAUAAAAAUUUAAUAUACAAAUUGAUUUAAGGCUAAUUUUGCAGUGAUUACGAGAACUGUAUGGAAUAUGUAUAAGAUGUACGACCGGCAUUUUGAAAAGGCAAUUUUUUAAUACCUUACAUAUUUAUGAAACUGAAUUCAGAUGAAACGCUCACUUACAAUUAUUAAAUAGUAAAUUAUUAAUUUUUUAAACUUUUAUUUCUUAUAAA